AUGGAUGGCAAGCGACAUCUACCAGCAUGCAGCAGGCUGUUGGUCGAAUCCCCCCGCAUACGUCGACAUGUCCGCAAAGUCACGUUUGAAUCUCAAGACUUUCCGAUCUAUGUCACCAACGAGCACGAAGAACGGCGUAUGAUCGAAUCGACUCUACUUGGACUUCCACGCCUGGACGAACUUCUCUGCACUUCGAUUCCAUUGGAGACACUCUCUUCUAUCCUCCCACGACUCUCCAUUACAACACUCUAUCUUAAAGUGGAUGUAUACUCGCCGCUUACACUCCUACCGGUGAUCCAAGCAAUCGCUAGCACAGUCCGCUCCCUGACAUUGGAGGAGCUUAUUUUUGGUGAUGAACUCACUGUGGAUGAAUUCGCCUCCGUAAUCAAGGGCGGAGCCAUCUGCAUGACUGCACUGGAAGAACUUGCCCUUGUAAUGUGUGCAAAUCUUCCGCUUGUUGCCGGGUUCAUCCAGAUGCCAAACUUGAAAACACUAUACUGUGCAGGCAUGGACGGGGCACUCGGUGACAGUAUACCAUGUUCGCUGCAGACACUUGUCAUAGCGGAAACAGAAGUUUCCGACGACUUCAAGCCACUUAGUGUCGAAAAUCUUUGUAUCCGCUGGUGGCAUGGGCAUGGGCACCACACCCUCUCAGAAGCUAUCGAACAUUCAAUCGCCACAUUUACCGUCCCGUCUAAAAUCAGAGAAAUAGAGAUUCUACUUUCUCCUAGCACCAGGCACCGCAAAGACGCGUUCGACGAGCUGGACACACUUGAAACACAUCUUCUUGACCUACGCCGGAGCGGCUCCUUUGAACGGCUUACAAUUACGACUGAAGGCAACAUUAUGGAGUCUAGCUGGGUCCUCGAUAAGAUGCCAAACCUAGAUAGCCUUGGCCUACUUGAUGUACGGUUAGGUUCUUCAGUGCUGUAUCCCCGUUGUAUCGAUCUUGCUUUGGGCUGGGAGUAA
Messenger RNA from Pleurotus ostreatus (oyster mushroom), 969 nucleotides. RefSeq lists its product as uncharacterized. Bases 1 to 969 code for a protein of 322 amino acids. The transcript has 2 exons. The record is from RefSeq and is a predicted model, not a curated record. NCBI's taxonomy places the organism in Eukaryota, Fungi, Basidiomycota, Agaricomycetes, Agaricales, Pleurotaceae.